Molecule: messenger RNA, 1851 nt
Organism: Fusarium pseudograminearum CS3096
Lineage: Eukaryota; Fungi; Ascomycota; Sordariomycetes; Hypocreales; Nectriaceae
Exons: 6
Coding region: 1-1851 (616 amino acids)
Biological process (GO): DNA-templated transcription
Molecular function (GO): DNA binding; zinc ion binding
Source: RefSeq, a predicted model, not a curated record
AUGGCUGCAUGUAUUCGAAGAGAGGAAGCCAAAGUGAACAGCCUAAAGUGUAGUCAAAUUGAUCGCUCUUGGCUAUGCUUUCAUCUUCCAUCGCGAAGCAUCCAAGAAGAAUUCAUCUACCAAUAUUUCCUGUACCUACACCCGUACUACCCUCUCAUCAAUGAGAAAGACUUUUGGGAUAUGUAUCUCGACCGAGAUAACGCUGGUGCGACAAAGAAGACAAUGCCGUUACUUGUCUUUCAAGCCAUGCUAUUCUCAGCAUCUUCGUUUGUCUCUUCAGCCGUACUUAAAAAUGCAGGGUACACAAACGUCAAAGUUGCGAGGAGUAUCUUCUAUCGGCGGGCAAAGCUACUCUUUGAUCUCGGAGUGGAAACUGACGCGUUCACCAAAGCCCAGGCAGCUCUCCUUCUCACCUUUCAAUUCUCAUCCGUCGAACCACAUGCCGGAAGCACCUGGCUCGCAAUCGGCAUACAAAACGCGAUAGUCGCCCAAGCGCACAACUUCCAGGCUCCAGGUGCUAGCGCAGAGCAUAAAAAGAAAAGAAAAAUGCUCUGGUGGUCGUUGUUCUGGAGAGACAGAGUAGUCACCUUGGGGCUGCGCAAGCCGCUUCAGAUCACAUCUUCCAGUUUCAAUACCGACAUUGAGCCCAUCACCGCACAUGAUCUUGCAGACGAAAUGGAUUCCUCUUCCGUAUACGACUGUCGCACCAAGAGACACCUAGCAGAUGUCCUCACCUUCCAAUGCCGUCUGGCUAUCAUUCUGACAGAGACUUUGUCCAUUUGUUAUGGCCCCAACGCUUUCGACUUGACAUACUCACUCGAUAACUUUGACAGGACUUUGGCGAGGAUACAAACGGCUCAGAGAGAUCUGGAUAAAUGGAGAAAUGAAGCAGAGCAGAUCGUGAAGCCGUUUCUGAGUAGGCCAGAUGUACAUCGUUCCACGACCCUCAUUUCGAGUGUGAUAUACAUAUAUGCCUAUGCUGCUCAAAUAGCCUUGGGAAAUCACGAAGCGAUGAUGAUUGAACAGCGACAGAAAGGCGUGUCAAUACUUGACGACUCUGUGCUACGAGGCAUUGGCAAAGGCAUCAAUAGCGCAACCACUGAGACAACAAAAUUGGUCAGAUUCAUCGUCCAAGAAGGACUGACUCAGCAUUUACCAAUCUCAGCGAUUGCAUACAUUGCCUUUCCCCUCAUGCUCAGCUCUCUCGAUGAGAUAAUGUCACCCCGAGACCGUGGAACCGAUCAUGAGGAGCUGUUAACGCGAUACCAUGCUCAAGCUAUGCACUUGUGUAGUCAACGGUUUGAAGGUGCUGUGGAUAUUAGUAGGAUGAUUGCACAAAUCGUUCAGUCAACACCACUGCAAUUACCACUUCGCUCAAGACCAACCGAGUCUGAGAGCCCCGCGACGGAAGAGUCAAUAACGCCAAGGGGUUUGACAGGAUACUGGGAUGACUUGUUUGUCACGCGCAACUACAUGAAACUACGACUGUCGCUCGACUAUGCUCUCAUCACUGGAAGGCCACCCAACUCCACUGACAUUCCAUCUUGGCUUCUCCGAGACUCUGGGAUCAAGCUGUUCUCAGCCAGCCCAAUAAACAGGCUUUCUGCUAUUACACUCCACCGGCCACGGAAGCGAAGGGCUUCCGAAGGUGUCACUCACACGCCGGCAAUGAUGGAACUUGGCGAAAAGGCGAUGGCAUCUAGGACAGACACAAGUGUUGGUGGAACAGCGCAGUACCAGAUGGCUGUUCAGAAUGAAGGGAGCUGUACGAUUUCACGACCCUUCUUUGAUUAUGAUACCAUUUGGGCAGCGAGCCUAUUUGAAGAGAUAGCAGAUGAGAUCUGGUCAUGA